CUUUGAAGAAUUAAGACGUGCUUCUAAAUUUUUUUUGUGCAAAAGUUUUGGAACUUGCUGGAAAAGGACAAUUUUUACAAUGUUAUCUCGCUAUACUUUGCAUGACACGAGUUAUGCUGAAAGUGUUCGUCGUGAAUUGAUUUGCGACUUACUAAAAAUUAUUCAUGCUGACACACUUGAAACGGACUACCCAGAUUUUCUUACGUGGUGUAAGAAUGCCGAAAGUGUGAAAAUGAAAAUCGACAAGCAGUUUUCGACUCCAAAAUCCGGAUGCACAAAGUAUUUUGUCAAAACGGCCUCACUUUAUGUGCUUCGUAGUGAACAAGGUCAGUUAUCGGAAUUGUCACAAAAAGCUGUCGAGAUGCUCGAACCAAAUCGCUUAGAACCCGACGUUAUUUGCGUAUUUGCUUUAACCUUGCAUCUUACGGGUUGCAUUUGUUUUGCCAGCGGCGUAUAUGACCAAGCGAUUCACUUUAACUGUUUGUCCGAAAGAGUGAUCGAUGAGUUUAAAGCCACCAGGCAAAGUCUCCCGGAGGAUCUGUCAAAAUGCCUCUUCAAAAUCUAUGACCUCGUACUAUCAAAAUUGUAUGACUGCUAUGGAGCUGUAAAGAAUACUGCAAUGCAAGUCAAAUACGCAGUUCUCUUGAUCGAACGUAUCAUUUUCAACCAAUCGACUACUACAGAUGACAAAAUUUCCAUUCAUGUGCUCACCAUGAUCCAAACUUAUGUUGAAACCAUUAUUGAGCAUCGUCAUUUUGCUCAAAUAAAUUAUCUUUUGUCUCUUUUGAUGAAAGAACUGGAAAACCGCAAACCCCCGAAUGGAAUUUCACCUUCUGAACGUGGCUUUUACAUGGAUAUGCAGGCAUGUAACGAUUUGAUGGCUUUUUUCUUCGUUCGCUGGGCAAUUGCUAUCAUCGAAUAUUCGUUAAAGGUAAAAACGAACAAGAAUUACGCGGAAAAAUAUCCGUUAUAUGAUGAAAUCUGGACUAUGAAGGAACUCAUUGAUGAAGAAAAUUUCAAGUAUGAUAAGGAAUUUCCCGUCCAUGUCAUUCAAAGCCGUGACGAUUUCACAAAUAACUUGAAAAGAUGCAAGGAAUGGACUCAAAAGGUCAACAAGUGGCAAAAGGUUGAGUUUUUGAAUAAAUUGGCAAAGUUGGAAAAUCAGGUGGACUCUAGUUUUUCAAAGACCGGCUGGAAAAAGUUUUAUCCUGAUACAAUUUUCAAAAAGAUCGUAUUAUGUGUUCUUGUACUCGCAACAAUUUUAGGUUUCAUGUUGUAUUUCAUGCUUGACGAUCCGCCCCGUAAGCCAUACAAUGUGACUUACGAGUAUAUGACUAGAACUGAAAAGUAUCAUGGCUAUGCUGCAUAUUCCAUACCUUACACAAAAAAGUGUUUGUUUUAUGAUGGUUAUUACAGAGAUUGAACAACUUCCUUUUUUAUACAAAUUUAUGUAUUCCGUACUUUUAAACCGUCAUUCCUUUUUUGAUUUCAAUAUUAGAUGAAACCUGUUGAUUCAUCAA
Messenger RNA from Culicoides brevitarsis, 1520 nucleotides. RefSeq lists its product as uncharacterized. NCBI's taxonomy places the organism in Eukaryota, Metazoa, Arthropoda, Insecta, Diptera, Ceratopogonidae. The transcript is spliced from 3 exons. The record is from RefSeq and is a predicted model, not a curated record. The coding region runs from base 80 to 1423 and encodes 447 amino acids.